AUGUUCAUGCUCAGAAUCUCCAUGGGAUUGGUCGUGACAUGUUCGAUUAAUUUCCUACGAUGCUGUUGGCUACCACAUACGUGGCGGCGGGUUCCGCAUGGAAGUUGGAGCGAAGUAGAAAGGAGACACUGUCAAGGGGCCGCCGCUCGAGCGCUCUCCGACAACCUUGAGGAUUUGAUGCUGAGGGCGGCGAGGACGUGGAGAGGGACAUGGGGGAGUUGGAAGGCCGUGGAAAAAUUCGACCGUGAAAUCUGCAUGCAACCUGGCGGAGGCAGGAAGGCAGCGUCAGGGGCUGAGCGAUUUGCAGGCGAGGUGCGCGCGGCAGAGGGGCUGGAGUGGGGCUUGCUCACGGGACGGUGA
This is a messenger RNA of Striga asiatica, 360 nucleotides long. Lineage: Eukaryota; Viridiplantae; Streptophyta; Magnoliopsida; Lamiales; Orobanchaceae. The record is from the annotation of a GenBank genome assembly.